AUGGCCGUGCCUGGCCAUGCCGCCGAAGUUCUGCGCCUGGAGGAAGCGGUCGCCCGCGCCCUGGGCAGUCAUCCGAGCGCCGCAGCUGAUGCCGCCCAGCUGGAGGCAACCCGCAGCCGUGCAGCCCGGGAGGGCCUGCCGGCGCCCAUCAUUCUGGGCGGGGAACUGGAGAACGUUGCUGGCAGCGGCAGCGUUUCAGGGAUGGAUGCCGCUGAGGCAACGUUCCGCGUAUCCCGCCUGCUGGAACUCGGCGGCAAGCGCGCUGCGCGACAGGCAUUGGGCGGCGCGGAGAUCGACGCGGCCCAACGGGCAGGGGACGUGACUCGCGUAACCAUCGCCACCCGAGCCGCAGGACGGUUCAUCGAUGUGCUGGCCGCGCAGGAGCAUGUGGAACACGCGCAGGAGCGCAUCGCGAUGGCGCGCGCCCUGCAGCGAGAGGUCGGGCGUUGGGUCUCGGCGGCGCGCAAUCCUGAUUCCGACCUGCGAGCGGCAGAAAUCGCAGUUGCCGACGCCGAACUCAAGCGCGAUCAGGCGCUGGAGCGUCUGGAGUCGACACGCCAUGCGCUCGCAGCUUCAUGGGGUGCGUUGACGGUCGACUUUGGCGCCGUCGCUGGUGAUACCUCGGUGCUGCCCCCCCUUGAGCAGUUCCAGGCGAUGGCCGCGAAGCUGCCUUCGACACCUCAGCAACAGCUUCUUGAGUCCCAGGCAGGCGUGCUGACCGCGCGCCGUAACGUGGCGCUUGCCGCCGCCCGGCCAGAUGUCAGCGUGGGCCUGGGCAUUCGCCGGCUGGAAGCCACCAAAGACAGCGGAUUGGUGAUGUCGGUUUCUGUCCCAUUGGGCAGCCGCAAGCGAUCAGCGUAUUCCGUUUCUGAAGUCGACCACGAGCUGUCUGCCCUCAGUGCCCGGCGCCAAGCGCAGGCCGUUGAACUGCAACAGGAACUUUUCGAUAUCUACCAGCAAUUGCGGCAAGCGCAGCUGGAGGUCGAGUCGGUACGCGAACGCCAGCUGCCCAAGGCCGAGGCAGCACUGAAGCAGAGCCGGCGCGGCUUCGAGGAGGGCCGAUUCUCCUAUCUGGCGCUGGGCCAGGCGCAGAAGACCCUGUUCGACCUUCGCGAGCGCGAAGUUGAAGCCGCCGCCCGCUAUCUCCGACUGCUGGUCGAGGCAGAUCGCCUCACCGCCUCCGCUCUGGACAUCCGCCCAUGA
Anisakis simplex (herring worm) is the source of this 1203-nucleotide messenger RNA. The record is from the annotation of a GenBank genome assembly. NCBI's taxonomy places the organism in Eukaryota, Metazoa, Nematoda, Chromadorea, Rhabditida, Anisakidae.